AGAAAAGACAAUAGAGCGUUAUUAUUAACUCUAGUGGAUUUCUCCAAAGGCAGGAAAAAAAGACGGUAUUUUUUUUUACCUCCGAAAAAAUAUAUAUACUUUAACGCUACACAUGUAACGUUAAACAGCAUAACAACCAAAAAUAUCGUUGUUUGACUGGAUGUAGCAAACUUAAGGUAAGGCGACCGAACUCGAGUGAGCUGCUAGCUGAACACAGCGUCCAUACUAUGCUAACUCGUUCAGCUAGGAAAAGUUGGCACAAAAGUUGAGAAGUUUACUUACAUAUUUUUAAAUAAAUGAUCAGUAUUAAAGCGUCUCCACAAGCAAGACCGAGUUCGUCAUUACUCGCUCGCUCACUGGAGGGUUAAAACUAGGCGUUGCGACAUUUCAAGUUUUAAUAAAAAAAAAGUUUGUCUACUUUCACUUGACAGCAGCGUGUUAAUGAACAUUAGCAUACACUGGCAGCUAUGACUUUCAUGUACUUCCAAUGUUAACACGUUGACGACUAGUAUCUGACGUCGUUUAGACAUCAGCAUAACAUCACAGUCGCACUGAGAACGUAUAGUUGUACUUGAGUUACUUUGUGAGUUGUCUUUAACACACUACGUCUGAUUUGUUUACAUGACAGAUAACCUGGAGUUGAAGCACUUUCCAGACUCCCCUCAACAUAUAAUGUGAAAAGAAUCCAGGUGGAACAAUAUAGACUAAAACAGAGCAGUGCAAACAAAGAACUCAAGAUUUCUGCCAUUGGCACAUGAAUGUAUUAAGCACUCAAGACACCACAGUGUAACAUACACCAAUGAACAGGAUUGAUAUUUUCUGCAAAGAUAAGAUGACCUUUUAGAUAAACACCCUAAAUUAAACAUUAUCAUGUAUGUCCGGUUAUUUAUUUAUUCAUAUGAAUGUUCAUUUCUCCUUUUUUGGAGCAAUAGCUUGUAAAUAAACAUAAUUCACACACAGGGCUCUUCUUUUCAAGGGUCCUGUUGCCAGAUAGUCACAAAGAGCAGUGCAGUUUUUAUUAUUUUAGUUUCUACAGCUUCAGAGAUCAGGGACAAAAAUCACUGUAGAGAAUAUUGGCAACAUGGCUACAGCAAGGACAGCAAACCCUGCAGCGAUGCAGGCCUUGAACAAAGCUGCAAAUGGGCAACUCGCAGAACUAACCAAGCUUGCUGCAGCUCCUCCACAGUCGGGAUUCAGUGGGAGGCAGCAGCCCCCCAAAAGGAGCAGUAUUCCUCAGACUAGCAGGGGUAUUAAGUUUGGAGAUGAUUGGAAAAAGUGCCUGGAACUUCCUCCAAAAGACAACCGAAUGAAAACAUCGGAUGUGACUUCAACCAAAGGAAACGAAUUUGAAGACUACUGCCUCAAGAGGGAACUUCUCAUGGGCAUCUUUGAAAUGGGAUGGGAAAAGCCGUCCCCUAUUCAGGAGGAGAGCAUCCCCAUUGCCUUGUCGGGCAGAGAUAUCCUAGCUCGUGCCAAAAAUGGAACGGGAAAAAGUGGCGCCUACCUCAUUCCUCUCUUGGAGAGGAUAGACCUGAGAAAGGAUCACAUUCAAGCCUUAGUUAUAGUGCCCACGAGAGAGUUGGCUCUGCAAGUGAGCCAGAUCAGUAUUCAACUCAGCAAGCACCUUGGGGGAAUCAAGGUCAUGGCUACCACCGGGGGUACCAACCUGAGGGAUGACAUCAUGCGCCUAGAUGACACAGUGCAUGUAGUGAUUGCCACACCAGGAAGAAUACUGGACCUGAUGAAGAAGGGUGUGGCUAAAGUUGAUAAGACACAGAUGAUGGUGAUGGAUGAGGCAGAUAAGCUCCUCUCUCAAGAUUUUGUGGUCAUCAUCGAAGAGAUUAUCGGCUUCCUACCGAGAAAUCGGCAGAUUCUGCUUUAUUCUGCGACCUUCCCCAUCAGUGUGCAAACAUUCAUGAGCAAACACUUGCAGAAACCGUAUGAGAUCAACCUGAUGGAGGAGCUGACCUUGAAGGGCAUCACUCAGUAUUAUGCUUACGUGACUGAAAGGCAAAAGGUCCACUGUCUCAAUACACUAUUUUCUAGGCUUCAGAUCAAUCAGUCCAUCAUAUUCUGUAACUCCACUCAGAGGGUGGAGCUUCUGGCCAAAAAAAUCACCCAACUGGGAUACUCGUGCUUCUACAUCCAUGCCAGGAUGAUGCAGGAGUACAGGAACCGCGUGUUUCACGACUUCAGGAAUGGACUGUGCAGGAACCUGGUCUGCACAGACCUGUUCACUCGAGGAAUUGACAUCCAGGCGGUCAACGUGGUCAUCAACUUUGACUUUCCCAAAAGUGCAGAGACCUACUUGCAUCGUAUUGGAAGAUCAGGGCGCUUUGGUCACUUCGGUCUAGCCAUCAAUCUGAUAACUUCGGAAGACCGCCACACCCUGAAGAGCGUCGAGGACCAGCUGGUCACCGACAUAAAGCCCAUCCCUAGCAACAUUGAUAAGAGCCUUUAUGUUGCCGAGUUUCACUCUGUGGACCCAGAAGACGACGACGACGACCACCACCACCACAACCACCACCAUCAUGGCAACAAUGAACCCAAUAAUACCAAACUUGCUCCAGCCUGAGUAAAUGUGGAAUAACUGAUGGCAACUAGCAUGGCAAAUAUUUGGCUCAAGACACCAUGUGAAGAUUGUCCAAUGUCACUUUUUUUCGCUUUGUUUACUGCAGUUACCUACUCUGUUUGUGUAUCACGCAUCACCAGGUUUUUCUCCUUUCAUAUUUCAUCACCUGACAUGUAAGACUUCAACACAACCUCUUCUCACAGUGGAAGCACUCCUUGGCAUGAUUGCUGGAUGUGGUAAUAUCAACCAUAUUGUCACUGUCCAACAAAAUGAUAUCUCCAAGUUUUGUCAUUUUUUUUCUUUUUAUCAAACGAGGACCAUUUUGACUUUUUUUUUUGGGCGACAUUUUUCCAAAUCUUUACAGAGACCUUUAUUAAUUAAAAAAAAAAGGCUUUAUCUCGAUGAACAAUCUUGAUUUCUUAGAAGAAUCGUAAAAAAUGACUUUUUAAAAUACAAUUUCUUUUCAGCUUUUUCAUUUCAAAAGUGGGAUUUCUUUGUUUGGCCAAGUACAAUACCAGCUAGCACCAGCAUGGGCGCUGUCUAACUGCCCUUUAGAAUGUUCAAUUAUGAAGGGUCAUGACCAAAAGUUAUUCCACAGUGUGAAAGAGAAUGGCAAAGGUUUAUUUUCUGUAUGGUGUCAAUGCCAAUGCCCAAAAUAAAAAUCACAUGAGCUUUA
This is a messenger RNA of Dunckerocampus dactyliophorus (ringed pipefish), 3248 nucleotides long. Its product is annotated as probable ATP-dependent RNA helicase DDX6. The transcript has 12 exons. Bases 1082 to 2575 code for a protein of 497 amino acids. The record is from RefSeq and is a predicted model, not a curated record. Gene Ontology annotation, cellular component: P-body; cytoplasmic stress granule. Gene Ontology annotation, biological process: P-body assembly; cytoplasmic stress granule assembly. Lineage: Eukaryota; Metazoa; Chordata; Actinopteri; Syngnathiformes; Syngnathidae. Gene Ontology annotation, molecular function: RNA helicase activity; ATP binding; mRNA binding.